UCUCUCUCUCCUCUUUCCAAACCCAUUUGCAGAAGACCAUUGGCAUUGCUUAAAGCACAGUGGUGUUUGUGAGUGAUGAGAGGGUGACACAGCACAUGGAAGAAGCAGAGAAGGAGUUAGAGAGGAGAAGUAAGUUUCUGAGCAGUUUGAUAGAGAAGAAGAAAGCCAUUGAACAAAAUGAUGAGAGCUUCAACGUUCAUGUCAGAGCUUGUGACAUGCCUCUCCCUUUGCAGAACCGUGCUUUCCAUUGUGCACGUGUCCACCUUCACUCUAUGCCACCUGGCACCAAGGUUGACAGUAAACGCCUUGCACUUGCCCUUAAGAAGGAAUUUGAUUCUACUUAUGGUCCAGCUUGGCACUGCAUUGUGGGCACUAGCUUUGGUUCCUAUGUCACACAUUCUCAUGGUGGAUUUUUGUACUUUUCCAUCGAUAAGGUUUAUAUCCUUCUUUUCAAGACAGCAGUUGAACCAUUGGACCAUUGAUAACUUCCACAACUAUGAGCUAUGCCCCCUUGGAAAAAUAAAUUUUA
This is a messenger RNA of Abrus precatorius (Indian licorice), 529 nucleotides long. RefSeq names its product dynein light chain LC6, flagellar outer arm-like. Lineage: Eukaryota; Viridiplantae; Streptophyta; Magnoliopsida; Fabales; Fabaceae. Bases 96 to 482 code for a protein of 128 amino acids. The record is from RefSeq and is a predicted model, not a curated record. The transcript is spliced from 2 exons. Gene Ontology annotation, molecular function: dynein light intermediate chain binding; dynein intermediate chain binding. Gene Ontology annotation, biological process: microtubule-based process. Gene Ontology annotation, cellular component: dynein complex.